This is a messenger RNA of Porites evermanni, 1706 nucleotides long. The record is from the annotation of a GenBank genome assembly. Lineage: Eukaryota; Metazoa; Cnidaria; Anthozoa; Scleractinia; Poritidae.
CAGGGCCUGACUGCUCGUCGCCUUCUGUCAAUUCAAAAAUGUUAUGUGUCUAAGUUAGACCCAACCUUACCGACCCCACAGAAACUGAAGAUUGAUAUGGAACUGGUAAGUUGUUAUUGUCGAUCAGUUGUUUUAUAGUUAUUUAUUUAUUUUUCAAUAUAACCGGUUGCAAUUUCUGCUUUCAUCAAUUGCAUUAUUUAGGAUUACAAGUUGAAUCAAACAUUUUCUUUAUUCAAGACAAUGAAUGUCCUCUUUUCUGAAUUGAAUGUCCUCCAUUCUGCAAGAAGAGACUAGAGUUAGUAAGGAUUAAUGUCAGUUAGGGGUAUUGGCCUUUCUCUGCGACUGUUGAGAAUGACUAAAGAUGAGACAUUAGAGUACCCUACUUAUGAGGAUUUUAUAGUAGAGAGGGUGGAAAGUUAUAAGUUCAGUUACUUAAGGAAAAAAUAAGCGACGAAAGUGUGUCCGUCUAAAAACGGACUGUUCUCGCCGAUACAAUUCCUGAGUUCUUUAUUUUCUAACCUUAGUUAUUUUUUCUUUCAUAAAAGGCCACAAAACAGCCCUUAACUGACGAGAAGUUAACAACCGAUACAACUCCAAUGGUGCUGGGCUUUGCAGACCGCUCCUCGUUACCACAAAGGAUUCUGGACUUUUGUGGUAGUCUCCCAAUCUAUGAGGUCGAAGAAGUGUCAGUGGAGGAGAUGAACGCGACUCUUUUCAACUCGGAAGGUACCAAAAAAAAGCUUUAAAUAAAUUUACUAUUUUAUCAGAAACAGAUCUGUGAAAAAACACACACACACAGGCUGACUCGUAAAGGGUUUCUUCCCAAUUAUGAUGUGCAUUGUAUGAUACAAUAUCAGUUUCUGCCCCGGAUUGCUGUUCUUUGUUUAAGGCUGUCUUCAGGCAUGUUAAGAGCGGUUCCGAGUCGUUACCAGUCCUUGGAGACUUAAGGAACAGUCCGUUACAAUGCCGCCCCCUCCCCUCCCUUCCACAGCCAGUAAGAGCGUAGUUACCGAUAAAUCACGACCAAGAAAUUAGCUCUUACCCAAAUACUGAGAGUGCUCUGCAAAUAAACGAUGAAUGUAGCCUUAAAGGCGCUUAGCCAACCUGCUCGCAGGCUAAGACGUAAGGACGUCGUGAAAAAAAAGCCAAGCGAAAAUAUUAGACCCCCUCGACAGCGUGGAACGGGGUACGAUGAAUUAUUACGAGUUAAAGGGUUAAAAAAAAUUUGAAACAUCUAAGCAUUCUAAGGAAUACAUGCCGUUUGCUAAAGGGGAAAGCCUGAUCCUUAAUGCAGUCGAUGUUUGACAAUCUUACUAACUUAAAGUCGAAUUUACGCCUUGCAAAUUCAUCUGAAGUGAAGCGUAGUAAUAGUCUACAAAAAUUUAAAUGAAAAUUAUGUCUAUAAUAAUGUUCAUUUUAAUGUCCCUGUUGCAGGAUAUCAAGGUCUGCAGGGACGCAGCAGACGGUCAGUCUUCGAUAAAGUAUCUUGCUCCAACGGGGGUAGUCACAGAGGAAGAGUGUCGUUUUGCUUGGACCUCAAAGAAAAGACGAAGCCAAAAUCCUGUACCUUCUCUUCUAGUUCGUGCUAUUACUUCAUUGUUUGUACCGCCGAUAGUUAUGGCGGUCAUACCUGUUCUUAUGCUAGGCACGGCUAUUAUGAUUACUGCUGUUCUUGGACCUGCGAUUUACUCGACUCCUUGGGGUAA